Prunus avium (sweet cherry) is the source of this 1020-nucleotide messenger RNA. The record is from RefSeq and is a predicted model, not a curated record. Lineage: Eukaryota; Viridiplantae; Streptophyta; Magnoliopsida; Rosales; Rosaceae.
AUGGCAUUGGGUGUUGUGAUCUUUUUGAAAUCAAAUAUAUUUCCUUUGAGUAGCUUGUUGAUGUUAGAGACUGCGGGAAACUUUGCCCUUGUUUACCACAUGUUCCUGGUGGGUUUAGAGCUUGAUUUCAAACCAAUACUACGUGCUGGGAAGAAGUCACUCAGCAUUGCCCUUGCUGGCAUUGUCUUUUGUGUCCUUGUUGGUUUCGGCUUAUUUCGCUAUUUGCUAUACAAAGACUUUGACUACCAAACAAAAGCCAAGGGCACAAAGUACGGCCCAUUCUUUUGGGGCAUUGCCCUUGCCACCACCAACUUCUCGGACCUCGCCGGAAUCCUGGCGGACCUGAAACUUCUCUACUCUGAUGUUGGAGGACUCGCCUUAUCUGCCUCCGUUAUCUCCGACUUGUGCUCAUGGUUUCUUCUUUUGACGGGAAUGGCCAUAGUCAAUCAUAAUCAAAUUUUAGCGGUGACGUCCACCUUGGCUUUUGUAGGACUAUGCGUUUUCGUUGUACGUCCGGCUCUCUCGCGGAUUAUUAACCGAAUCCGCGAGGGAGCCCUUGAGAGUAACAACAUCGACUACCACGGGCUUACAUGUUAUGUCAUGGCUGGGGUUGUGCUUUGUGGGUUAAUUACCGAUGCAGGUGGAUCACACUCCAUGGUAGGGCCUUUUGUAUUUGGAGCUAUUAUGCCUAGGGGAGAAUUCUCAAACACUCUUAUAAAGAAGCUCAGAACUUUUGUGCCUGUGGUGUUGAUGCCUAUCUACUACUCCGUCAACGGGGUAAGAGUCAGCGUUGACGAUAUUCUCAAUCUUAGAGAUCCAGCAUCGGAAGCAAAAACUGGGACUAACAUAUACCGUGUAGUCGCUGUUUUCAUCAUAGCUUUUGGGGCUAAGAUUGUAAGCACUUUCGUUGCCGGCUUACUCAACAAAAUGUCACCACGUGAUAGUCUAGCUCUUGGAUUUCUCAUGAACACCAAAGGCUUAUUGACAAUGAUUAUACUCAACGCUGCUAGGGACCUAAAG